AUGUUUGAAUUGGGAGAAGAGAAUAGAAAAGCGUCAAUACCAGAAGUUUAUCAUAUUAUGAAUGAAAUAAAACAUAGAUAUCAAUAUAAUAAUUCAAAUAGAGCAAUUGUGUUCAGAGAGACUUUUGAAUAUGUUAGAGAGUUAAAUCAGAUAGAAAAUUCCAAAGAUCUGGAGAAUCUGAAGAAACUUCUUAAGGAGGAGUUUUACUUGAAAGGAGAUGAUAUAUCUUCAUUGUUGUCAUUGUUUCCUUCUACUGUUGUUGAAGUUAGAGCUUUAAUUCCUACUCUUAAAUAUAUUGAUGAUGAAAUCAUUAAACAGUUUUUAAAUCAAAUGAAAAAAAUUAAAAAAUAA
Molecule: messenger RNA, 351 nt
Organism: Hepatospora eriocheir
Lineage: Eukaryota; Fungi; Microsporidia; Hepatosporidae
Source: the annotation of a GenBank genome assembly